Molecule: messenger RNA, 2960 nt
Organism: Schistocerca serialis cubense
Lineage: Eukaryota; Metazoa; Arthropoda; Insecta; Orthoptera; Acrididae
Product: nucleoside diphosphate-linked moiety X motif 17-like
Exons: 4
Coding region: 20-1093 (357 amino acids)
Biological process (GO): NAD+ catabolic process; NADP+ catabolic process
Cellular component (GO): cytosol
Molecular function (GO): NADH pyrophosphatase activity
Source: RefSeq, a predicted model, not a curated record
CAACACCAGCAGGCGCUCAAUGCAAUCAGAUCAGAGAAGUAAUAGUGACAAAAUGGCUAGUGCGGUAAAUAGUGCGAAUUCUUUACGCAGAAUAUUAGUCGGGAUAAAAACUUUGGAAAAUAGCGACACAGUUAAAAUAGCCAGAUUUGUAGACUGUCUUGUUAAUUAUUUCGCCCCAAAUAGUUUAUCUGUAAAUGUCGGCUGCAAACUGGAAGAUGAUGUGCUGGUAUUAUAUCCCGCAAGUCCGAAUUUUGUGCACGUUAAACGAGAAAAAUCAUUGUCGGACGAAAAACUUUAUUCUAGUGGAACAGCGGACUUCGGAAAUGUGGUGUUGCAGCAUUCCCCGACAUGCCCCGUUAUGUUAUUGGAAGAAACGGAGGAGGCUGCUCUGUCAAUCCCGGAGAGCACCCAAAACCGUGGAGUUCAUGUUGGAGUGACAGUUGUCCUGGAAUCUUCGGAUUCACAUAUUCUUUUGACCCAAAGGUCGGGUCACAUGCGGUCAUUUCCAGGAGCCUGGGUCCCACCCGGUGGAAAUAUUGAGUCUGGAGAGAGUUUGGUUGAAGGUGGGCUGCGUGAGCUGUAUGAGGAAACCGGCCUCUGUCUGAACGUCGACCUCUGCCCAGAAAGCGACCAGUCGCCAUCAGCUUCGCAGGGACCCUCUGUGCGUGUGUUGUGCCUUUGGGAGUCUGUAUUCCCCGCCUUCUUGUCGGCGGGCCCUCCGCGGUAUCACCACGCAGUUGUGUACCUUCAUGUCGUCGUUUCGAAGAACAAGGAUGAGCUUCAGAAUGCAAUAAAGCUAGAUCCAGAUGAAGUCCAGGCAUGUGUCUGGCUGAACGAAGAGGACGUGAGGGCACUGGUAUCCGACAACGCGACCAGUCGUACGGUCCUGCAGUGGAAAGCGGGGCCAGGCAGCGACAUGACACCCAAGCUGACCGCCCUGUCGUCGAUGUUCCUGGCUCCGUGGCUUGAUGAACCCCUAACCGGGGUGCAGGCAGCUCUCUGUGGCUGGCUGCGUCUCAAAGACAGUUCGAGGGGAGGGUGCGGAGGAGUGAAAGGCAGCUGCAAUAAAAGCUUUGAAAGCUGUCGGAUAUAGCACACUAAAGUAAAGCCAUAGCCCUGUAUGUAUAUUGUGGGCCGUACAAAUCUGUGAUAGUUGGCAUUCUAUAAGAAAAUGCCUCACAAUGUUUACAGUACUAUUUUUAAUGGUAAUGGUUUUGCAAAAUAUAUUUAAAGACUUUUAUUGCUCUUGUAAGAAGGUUGGUAUUUCAGACAUUGGUUACUUGCCAUUUUUCUCACAACAGGAAGAAAUAAUAAACUUCUAUAUAUUUUGUGCAGGUAGGUCCCUGUAGAUUGUAUGCAUUUGAAGAAAAAAAUCAUAAGCUACUGCUAAAAUAAUUCUUUAUGUACUACUGGUUUCAAGCUUCUGACCAGGUAUUUUAUAUAAGAAUGGAGCUAUAUGGGGCACUUCAAGAUGGGCAAAACUGUCCACCAUAUAGUGGAGAUGCUACAUCACAGGUAGGCACAACAAAUAGACUGUCAAACAAAAGCUAACAAAGCAUUUUUCCAAAUUACACACACACACACACACACACACACACACACACACACACACACACACACACACACACACACACACACGAAUAUGAUAUUAACAUUUGCUAAACCAGUGUUUAGCAUUCUGAUGAUGACGGAAGAAUCUGCUGAAACUAGUAAAGCCAAAUAAAUUUUCUAAUUGUGCAACUGACUCAAUUUCAUUGUGAAAUUAAGAACUAUUUCAGCAGCACCCCACAGAAGUCUUGAAGCAAAUCCUUUCUUCUGACCUCCCCCUCACCCCCCAAAAAACCAACAAAAACAAAAAACACAACACACAGAAACUUUUUAUUGGUGGAAACACUAGGAUGACUUACAGCUUCAACCCUAAGUAGCAUUAGCCAGUUUCCUAAAACUGUACUUAAUUUAUGCACUGCCACACAAGACUGGCAAAUAACUUUGAUAAAGAAGAAAAUCAGAAGAGUAGAUACCCUUUGGUUCGUGGAUGACAAGGUUGUUGUGGCUGCUUCUGAAGACGAACCUCCAUGAGUAGUCUUCCGACUAAGUAAAACUGCAGAGGAAUAUGGUUUAGAAAAUUCUAUAACCAAAAUAGAAAUUAUGGCUAGUCAAGUAAAGGAAUUAGUAUGAGUCAGCGUUUACGAAGGGACCAUAUUAUAGAAUUUAUGUAUGAUUUUAACUGCUAAUUAUCAUAGGCAACAAGACAACAAUAAAUGUUCCAAUAUUUAUGUGCCUCUGAAAGAUAACUCUUUGGAGGAAGGAAACACCCUGAAAUUCUAUGAAAUGUUAGAAUGUUAUAUGUUUCAGAACUGUGCACUAAAACCAAUUGCUGUACAUUAAGUGGAUAAUAAGACAUGUAAGGAAUUGCAUAUAGUUACUGCCUGGUAGAUUUAAACUCUGUGUUCAGUGGUGGCUUUAACCGAGGACCUCGCCUUUAAGCCACCAUGGCGUGACUCACCCUCUGUCCUAUGGCUUUACAUCUGCCUCUAUCAGUACCUCUCGUGACUCGUGCCCGGAUACCUCAGUAGGUAAGAGCAUUGCCAGCAAAAGGGAAGGAUUCAUUCCAGAUACAUACAGUUAGGUUAACAGAAAAAAUUAAAAAUACAGGAAAAAGUGCUAUGAACAGUAAAAGAUUUUAAAUGUGUUCCCACUGGAAGAAGAGAUCAAGUGCUAACCUAAAAGAGAUUGAGUCUGCAGUUUAAGUUGGAAGCCAGUAGGUCUAAUCCUUGUCUAGUGAUGAUGAUAUAGUGACCUUGCCUUUACUAUGAAGUUUAGUGUAAUAGACACUCACAGUUAACUUAUUCCAAGCAACGUCCUCCGUAAUUUAACUUAACUUCAAAACUACUGCACAAUGUAGCUAUUCAUUUUUGUAUCUUAUAACUGUAAAUCAUCCUGUGUUCAGGAUACUUUGU